Messenger RNA from Dioscorea cayenensis subsp. rotundata (Guinea yam), 2206 nucleotides. RefSeq names its product mucin-12. Gene Ontology annotation, biological process: cortical microtubule organization. The transcript has 5 exons. NCBI's taxonomy places the organism in Eukaryota, Viridiplantae, Streptophyta, Magnoliopsida, Dioscoreales, Dioscoreaceae. Bases 190 to 1863 code for a protein of 557 amino acids. The record is from RefSeq and is a predicted model, not a curated record. Gene Ontology annotation, cellular component: cortical microtubule.
CCGUCCAAGCCUCCUCGAAAUCAAAUCCAAAAGCUCCCUCUUUUUGAAUUUCUACAGCUCCUCUCUCUCUCUCUCUCACUAUAUACCUCGCAUUCGCCACUUCCCAGCGCCGGAUCCCCCACCUCGGAGGCUUGCCUGUCUGGCAUUCCCGAUCUCUCGGCUUGGACUUUCCUAGGGCGACAAGGAUCGAUGAUGAACCGGAGCCCGAUUGGGGGUAGAACCCUCAAGGGGGCCAUGGCCAAGGACAAGGAAGAGGACCUCGCCCUCUUCCUUGAGAUGCGGAAGCGUGAGACACUUCUUCUUCUCCACAACACCGACGAAGUUGAGCGGUCUGAACCUGGUGCUUCCCACUUCUUCAAGAUCCCGCCUUCUGCUCCCCCGCGCAAGGCUGGCAUUGAGGAUUUUCUCAACUCUGAUAAUGAUAAGAAUGAUUACAACUGGCUUCUCACACCACCAGGAACGCCACUUUUUCCAUCAUUAGAAAAGGAGUCCCCGAGAUCUCCUGUGGGGCAAGUUGGAAAUCCAAAAGCACGUCCCACUGUAUUGAAAUCUCGAUUGGCACAUCCUCAUGAUCCUUCAUCCACUAGAGUCUUGGCUUCUGCAAGACCAACCUCAUCCUCUGGCUUGAACUCUUCAGGUAUGGCAAGUCGUAGACCAUCAUCAUCCGGUGGCCGUAGUACCACUUCAUCAAGACCUGCGACCCCAACUGGACGUCCUACUAUUGCCACUACUAAACCUUCUAGACCUUCCACUCCCACUUCACGACCUACAUUACCUUCAAAGCCAGUGGCACCGCCUCCUAGAUCAUCAACACCUUCUAGAUCUUCUACUCCAACGCCCAGACCUGCACCAACUGCCAGUAGGCCUGCACCUGCAUCAAGGGCAUCCACUCCAACAAGAAGAGCUUCAACCCCGAGUGCUACCCCAUCACACGCUCCUACAAGUUCUACCAUUCCUGGUCGGUCAGCAAGUUCCACCGUUCCUGGUCGGUCAGCAAGUUCCACCGUUCCUGGUCGGUCAGCAAGUUCUACCGUUCCUGGUCGAUCAGCAAAUUCUACCGUUCCUGGUCGGUCCGCUGCUGUCAUGAAGUCUGGUCAGACAGUGCCGAAAACUUCGGCCCCACCUUCACGGGGAACCUCACCUACAGUGAAAUCAAGACCAUGGAAACCUUCAGAAAUGCCUGGUUUUUCACUUGAGGCACCUGUAAAUUUGAGGACUUCAAUGCCAGAGAGGCCCUCCUCUGCUUCCCGGGGUAGACCUGGAGUACCCAGCUCCAGGUCUGCUGAGACUGGACCUGCUACUAGACCAAGAAGGCAGUCCUGCUCCCCCGCUAGAGGUAGAGCUCCAAAUGGGACUGUUCAGAGUGGGACUUCUGUGCCUGCAGUAAAUCGAUCACGGCUAAAUGGUGGUGAUAAUGUAAGCCCUGUUAUGAUCGGGAGCAAGAUGGUUGAACGGGUUGUGAAUUUGAGAAGAUUGGUGCCUCCCAAGCAAGAUGACUUGCGAUCUGAGAAUAACCCCAGAUCAUCCUCAUCUCCAGAUAGUGCAGGCUUUGGGAGGACAUUGUCUAAGAAAUCACUGGAUAUGGCUUUGAGGCACAUGGAUAUUCGGCGGAGCAUUCCGAACAAUUUGAGGCCGUUAAUGACCAACAUUCCAGCAUCUUCUAUGUACAGUGUGAGGUCUGGGCCAACAAAGAGUCGCACAGUGAGUGUUUCAGAUUCACCCUUGGCAACAAGCAGCAAUGCCAGUUCGGAACCGAGUGUGAGCAAUGUAAUCCACUCUUUGGAUGGAAUCGAAUUUGGAAAUGAUGAUAUUGGAAGUGAGAAAGGAAGCAGGUUUUCUCCAGGUGGUUCACUUACCAGAUGAAGUAGCAGAAAUAGAUUGUUCUCGCUUCUUCUCCGUAAUACUACUGACAUGUGCUUGUUAGGCAUAAAAGAAAAAAAAAAAUUCCAUUCUCUUUGCUAUUCGGCUGCAGCUUGGAGAGAAAGCUGAGAAGACCAGUGAUGAUGACAGAAUGGAGUUACUUUAACAUUUUCUCUGUUCUGGCUAGUUUUAUCUUGAUAGACUUGUGAUGUUGUACUACCAUCUAAUACCGAUCUGAUUAUGUAUCUUUCAUGGUUUCUUAAACAGUCCUAUGUGUACAAUGUCAGGUAAUUUAUUUGCUUAUAUACCGCGCUAUCUAGGCCAUUAUUCCUCCCCAAUCUCUAUG